UCUAUAUUCCGGCGUCCCUCGCGGUCCUUUUUCACGGCCACCCCCCGCUCGCCCACGAGCCUCCCCCCAUGUCUAAUUACCUUCCCGUCCUCCUAGUCUCUCUUUCUACAAAUGCUGUCCCUGACGAUUCAUCACUCGCGACCGUGCCCCAGGGCCAGGUGGACUAUCUUUCGCAUGAGUGGGCAGAGGAGGACGUAUGGCGGUCGUGGCGGAACAUGACGCGCCAGAAGAACGAUAUCACUAAUGGCGAGCGGCUGGAGAACGCUAGCUGGCGUACCUGGUGGAAACAGCGUAACAAGCUAAAGACGAUAUCCCCAGAGACCCUGAAUUGGCUGAAAGACUCGGACGUCACUUGGCUCUAUGGGCCGCUGCAUACCGCAGUCGACUGGACCCCUCCCCCCAAACCGAAGCCCCAGCCCACAGAGGUCGGCAAGGUCUCUUCAACCGAGGACAGACUCGACUUGGCAAAGCAUAAGUCUAUUCUCAAACAUAGAACCAUCACGGAGCUACUUCAGAGCGAAUUGCCCGAUUCGCCGUUGUUUCAUGUCGACCACGACGAUGACUUGCAAGCUCUCCAGGAUGAUCACAUGCUCGAACCACCCCAACGACCGCCUUUGCUGCAGACAAAGAGCGUCCCCCACCUCUCUACUCUUCCCCACCUUCGCAAGUCCUCACCGCCGAGGAUAGCACCGCCCGUCGUUGCCCCGCCGCCCGCGAGAGAAGUGACCACUCCACCCCCUUCGAAGCAGCGUCAUAUCACGUUCAACACUUUUGUGGAGCAGUGCAUUGCGGUGGACUCCCCAAGACGGAGUCCUGCGUCCAUCUCGCCGCCACCUGCGGCUCCGGAAGCUAACGGAGUGAAUGCAGCCACAUGGGAUGGCCGGACACGCGGGCUCCGAUGGGCCGGCGAUGACGAAGACAGCGACGAGGAGGACGAGAUGGUGGAGAUGAACGGUUGGAUUGGCGGCGAGAGCGCGCUGUCGAGUGAUUCGGACGAUGAUAUGCUGGAAGUGUGCUUACCUCGGUCCCGGUCCGGAUCGCGAUCAUCAUCACAGGCGUCGUCGUCCAAGUCGAUGCUUGGGCUCUCGGCCACGAGCAAAACGAUCGCUCCGAUUGCUCCGGCACGAUUGAAAACGACCGGGGUGGGCAACAGCUGGGCUGGUGACGAAUGGAUCGGUACGCGCGAUGAUGGUUUUGUGGUCGAAGAGCCGACGCGUCCGCCAGCCUCCACCAAUGUCGUUUCGGCUUUCGACGCCGAUUCUUUUGACGAAGACGAUGACCUAGCGGAUCACGUGUAUACCCAUGAGUCCGCCUAUUUCUCUGCGGAUGGGGCAUACGAUUAUUUCGCUGGGCCUGAUCUGGGGGUUGGUUUGAGUCUCCUAUUCGAGAGCAGCGGGGCAGGAGAGGAAGUUCCGGAGCUGAGAUUAUGGAGAUAGAAGGAGCACGUUCGCGGUCAAAGUCUCGCUCCAAGUCGCGCUCGCGCUCACGCACGCCGUCGCCCGCUGUACUCGGCUCCCAACUGGCGUCUUCGCCUCAACCGGCGUCCCCGCCGAAUGCAGCAGCCAUGCGCGCCUCCGGGCUUCUUUCGCCUCCGCACCGGGGGCGAGACUCGUCUGUCUCGUCUUCGUCCUCGCAACAGAGUCGCGGGCGAAGUGCUGCUCGCACAUCCUCGAGCAGUCUGAGCGACAGAGAACGCAGUCGGUCCAGCCACACGAGUCCGCUGGGAAGUCUCAGCCCGGAGUAUAGUGGCGUGCGUGUCAGCGCAGAUCCCAAGGCCAUCCGCGGAGCAGUGACUCCCGGUAGCCCCGAUAGCCGGGUCUCGCGUGGGCCGCCCUCUACUGAGAGCUCCAACUCUGGCUCGAGCAGCGUAACAGCGACACGCCCCGAGGAGCCCGCUCCGAAUCUCGAUCCGCAGACGCCCAUGAACUCACCUGUAGUUUCUCGACUACACGGUGCCCAAAACGGGCGCAUGCCGGUGACCGUCCGGCCCGUCGUCACGGAGAUUUUCGAGGACGACGGAGAAAUCAGACAUACGAAUCCCACUCCUGCUAAUUCACCUGUUGUCAGCACUCGGCCCGCUCCCAGAAUACCGAGUGGAGGGGUGGCUGUGAAUGGGCGCAAAUCGUCGCCGGCCUGGAAAGUGCCCACUUCUCCGACCCAUCUCUCCUUCCAAACCGCAUCCAGCGCAGCCACUGCCGAACGGUCUGCUCCACCUUCGAGUCCGACCAGCAGCAGUGCAGAUGCCCUCCAGCGCAGUCUCGCUCCUGGGCAGCAAGUAAAUGGAGACGGAAACAUAGUAGGGAAAGCCGUCGGGAUGGUCUCUUCUGCUGGAGCGUAUUUCGGACUCUGGGGCGGCAGUCCAUAGGCACUUUUCGGCGGAUAUCUUGGAAUCAAUGUGCAUCAUUUACUCAACUUUUUCACUCACGACUGUAAUGGUUUUCCGACAUAUAUGCCGGGUAUUAUACAGCAAGUAGUACUAGUUUAUAGUGUAUUGUAGUGUUACACUGUACGGGGAGUGUUAUUCUGCGAACAUGUGGCAACUUUUUUAUUGAUCGCAAUUCCACACUGUUUUGUGGCGAUACACCGUAUGUACCUUGCAUGAUGCCAGUCGCAUCAAGAGUCGUAUGCUCCCGCCGGUCGUACGAUAAUCGUCUUGCACCUUGCACCUGGCACCUGGGACUCCCCCUCAGCUAAAUAGCCCCGUGAUAUGCUUAGACUCCGAUUCGUCCUGAGCCGAUCUGCAUCCCUGCGAGCGAUGUCGACCCUUCCAGCCUCAUCUGUUCCACUUCUUGUCUCCGCUGCCGCGUUAAGGACAUGGCGUGAAACAGCCAGGAAGCAGGGUAAAACCGUGGGCUUCGUGCCGACGAUGGGCGCGCUGCACGAUGGGCACAUGUCGUUGGUCCGCAGAUCAUUAGCCGAAAACGACCUCACUGUGCUAUCGAUCUUUGUGAACCCAGCCCAAUUCGCACCGCACGAGGACCUCGCGACGUAUCCACGCACGCUGCCUCAUGAUCUCGAGGCUCUUUCCAAGCAGAGUCUGCAGAUCGAAGGGUCUGAGAUCCGCAGACCCUCCGCAGUGUUUCUGCCCUCUGUGGCGGAGAUGUAUCCGUCCGGAAUAAACCAGGACGUCGCACAGCAAAUGGGCACGUUCGUCGAGGUGAAAGGGUAUGGGGACGAGAUGGAGGGUAAAAGCCGGCCUGCGUUCUUCCGCGGUGUCGCGACAGUGGUCACGAAACUGUUCAAUGUCGUCGAGCCAACCAAUGCGUACUUCGGCCAAAAGGACAUCCAGCAAUGUCUCGUUCUCAAACGGAUGUGUGGUGAUCUUCUGCUAUCACAUCCAGAUCCAGCGCAUCUGAAGAUCGUCCCGACUGCGCGUGAUCCCGCGGACAACCUUGCACUAUCGUCGAGAAACGCUUAUUUGACGCCGGAACAGAGACAGAUCGCACCGGUGCUGUACCGUGCCUUGACCGCCGCUCAAGCCGCUUGGGAGGAGGGCCUGUGCAAGUCUGAUUGCCUGGAACGGGCAUUUGCGAUCGUGCAGCAGGUCGCUCAGUCGAAUGGUGACGUGCGGAUGGAUUACAUUCAGAUGAACGAUUCGAGUACGUUGCGGGUGCUUGAUGAUGCAGCGACGACUGCGCCCGAGAUGAAUCCGGUGGUCUUGAGUGGGGCAAUCUGGGUCGGUAAGACUAGACUGAUAGAUAACAUUGUACUAGGAGACAUUGACGCGAUCCGAUACUAAACGGACUCAGGCUGCGUGCUGGUGAAGCCGUGCGGUGUACUUGACCAGUUGCUCGACCGCGGAUUAGAUCUAGAAUGAAUUGAUGUGCCGCAUCACAGAUGACGGCAGGCGAAGUCGCGUCCCUUUCUCUCAACCCUCACCAGACCCGCUUCUUCGGUGUUCAUGAACCAUUCGAGUUCGGAUACGACCAUCCACUCGAAGGAAGAAGUAUCUGCACCUGCUCCAGUCGUCGCACCCUCUCCUGAUCCCAAUCCAUGGGAAACUGGCGUGCACAAACCAGCUACCGGGACUCGCGAAGAGACGACGCCUGUGGAAAGACCACCUUUGACGACACCAGACUACACGCAGCUCGACGAGUCGUUCCAAGGGUUUGAGGCGGAGUCUCCCGUUGGCGAUACCAACCCUGCCGUCUCCGAACAGGUUCUGUCCGAAUUCGAUCCCCUCGCGGACCAGCAUGAAGUGGCUGCUAGAGAAGCAUGGGAGAAUUCCGAGUCACAUCCACCCCCGCCUCGCACCCCGUCGCCACCGCCGCCUCCUCCAAGAGAACCCACACAACCUGAAACACCCACCACUGGUGCUUCGCAGUCGCCUUCAACCUCUGUCUUCUCUCCUUUCAGUGCCCUCGCGCGAUCUCUGAAUCCGCUGAAUCCCAUCCGCUCGCGAUCAAGACCAGGCUCGAUGGAUAUCGCUCGGCCCGUCCCCUCCCCGUCCACGCUCUCCGCGUUUGUCGAGCAGCAAACGCAGCCACCCAAGCCUGCGCCAGCAAUCGAAACCACUACGAUCGUCACGACAUCGACUUCCACAUCAAGGAGCAGCACGCCCGCUGCGAGCUCGUCGUCGACGGAUCCGCCUCCGUUUGACUUCCAGAAGUUCCUGGACCAGAUGAAGUCAAGGCACGCAGAGAUCGUUGCAAAGUACCUCAAGUCAUUUCUUGGCAACUUCGCAAAGAGGACCUUCACUGUCAACGACCAGAUCAAGAUCAUCAACGAUUUCCUCAACGUCCGUCUCUAUCUCAUACAACUUGAUUCGUACUUUGUGAGACUGAAGCAUAUGCAGUUUAUUGCCAAACCCAUGCGAGAAUCCGAAUUAUGGAAGAACGCAUCCGAAGCUGAAUUCGAGAAUGCGAUGGAGGGCAUGGAGAAGCUCGUGAUGAAUCAGUUGUACCAGUUCACCUUCACGCCCGAGGUUGCGAAAGUGGUGCCACGAAGACAGAUCACGGCGGAUGAUCUAGAACGCGAUCGGGUCUUGACCCAGCGGAUAGCGCUGUUUGGCUGGAUCAAGGAGGAACACCUCGAUAUCCCCACGGGGGAGGGCAGCCAGGGUUUUAUGAUGUUUGCUGAGCAAGAGCUCAUGAAAGUGAACCACUACAAGGCACCGCGGGAUAAGCUUAUUUGCAUACUAAACUGCUGCAAGGUCAUCUUUGGUUUGCCUUUCUGCUAUCCGAUUCCGCUUAUGAGCUUGAUUCGAUGUGCAGGCCUGAUCCGACAUCUGAAGAAGGACGAGGGCGCUGACUCCUUUGUUCCCAUACUGAUAUUCGUCGUUCUGAAGGCCAACCCAGAGCAUCUGCUGUCCAACGUCGAAUUCAUAAACCGAUUCAGGAAUCCAACAAAGCUACAAAGUGAGGCGGGUUAUUAUCUGUCCAGUCUUAUGGGUGCCGUCUCAUUCAUCGAGACCAUGGAUCACACAUCCUUGUCCAAUAUCACGCAGGAAGAGUUUGAGGCAAAUGUCGAGGACGCGAUCGCAGCUCUACCAGAGCCAGAUUCACCAGCCAUCCGUCACGCCGUCCCUGAAACGGUGUAUCGCCCGAGUCCGGCUUCCUCUGUUUCGCAUGAAGGAGACGAGUCUGCCGAGCCGCUUUCUAUCGCUACACCGGCGCAGAUCAUCUCUGAAGAUGCCCGGCGUUUGCUUCAGAAGACGGGAGACACCAUUUCCAAGCCGUUGAACGCCUUGAGCCGGAUCUUCAACGAAGCACUUGACAAUGCUGAAGGCAAACUGCAGUACCUUCCCGGCCCCUUCGCACCAUUUGAAUUGGGCCGAGAACAGCGACAGCAGCAGCAUCAGCCAAACUACUACUAUGACGGCCACGUGCCGCAAACACCGGCCGGCGAUGGAUUCGCACCCCCGAUUCAAACUCCGUACAAGCCUCGGGUGCGGCGGAUACCUUCCAGUGCGUCCGGAUCGAUGCGAGGCACUCCGCCGGGGACGCCGGGCCCAGACGAUACUCCCUCGCGGGCACAGAACGCUCUUGUCCCGCCGCGGCUGCAGUCUCUGCACUCGCCCGGAGUGUCGAGGACGCCCACACCGAAUCUGGACCUUGUGGGGAUGCAGGCCCAAAUUGACUCCGCGCACAAUCAGGCGGCGCAGGCGGCCAAGGACACUUUGGUGCAGAUUUUCCCGGGGGUAGAUCAGGAGGUCAUCCAGUGGGUUCUCGAGGCCAACCAGGGCGAUCUCGGAAAGAGUAUUGAGGCUCUUCUGGAGAUGAGCAGCGGCGAUUAGGUUUCUGUUUAGUUUACUCUAUUCUAUGCCCUGACAUAUCUCCUCCGGAACUUGUCGUCGACGCUGUGCAAAUAGUAGGCACCGGGCGAGAU
Molecule: messenger RNA, 6327 nt
Organism: Mycena citricolor
Lineage: Eukaryota; Fungi; Basidiomycota; Agaricomycetes; Agaricales; Mycenaceae
Source: the annotation of a GenBank genome assembly